This is a messenger RNA of Fusarium proliferatum ET1, 3042 nucleotides long. RefSeq lists its product as uncharacterized. The record is from RefSeq and is a predicted model, not a curated record. NCBI's taxonomy places the organism in Eukaryota, Fungi, Ascomycota, Sordariomycetes, Hypocreales, Nectriaceae. The coding region runs from base 1 to 3042 and encodes 1013 amino acids. The transcript has 5 exons.
AUGGCCGACCCGUUAUCAAUCGCCAGCGGCGUCGCUGGCCUUGUAUCUCUUGGGUUGACUCUCUGCAGCGGUCUUAAUAAUUAUUUCAAUGCCGUCAAAGGUCGACACCAAGACAUCGAGAUUGCCAGCCAAAGUGUUACUCUUUUGGAGUCAAACCUUUUCAUCAUUCAGUCGAGCACAUUGAAGCUUGGCCAUCGCCACGCUUUGUCCGCGGACGGAGUAAAUCGAGGCAUGGCCAAUUGCAAAUCUCAACUUGUGGCCCUGCAGCAAAUGAUAUCGGACCUCACCAGGGAUGAGAGCUUGUCAGAUCUUAAAGGAAAACUGAGAAAUCAAAUGACGAUAGCUCGUUAUCCAUUUAAUCAGAAGAAGCUAAUCCAACUCCAGAACCAGCUUUCCAGUGCCAAUGCCACCUUGGGUAAUCUCGUCCAAAACCUCAACCUUGAUAUCAACACCGGCAUCAGCGAAGAUUUGCUAGUUUUGAGGAAUUACACCAAAACCAGCGAUAACAUGACGCACAACAUGAUAGGCACCAUUGCCAAGCGACUCGACGCCAUCGGUCCGGCUGUUCAACGUGCUGAAAUGGAAGUGGCAGCAAUAUCUCGUCAUAUGCAAUCCAACUCCCUUGUCACUAGCAUCUGUAAUCCCGGCGACUUUGCCAAGCCUCGGUAUCUACAAAACUCGCAUAAGGAGGAAAGCAUAGUGAAAAGACUGAAUGAUCCGGAAUGCACUUGUUCUGAUCCUUCCACCACUUCCAUUCGUCGACAGUCAUCUUAUGUUGAUCCAUCAUGGUGGGGUUUAGCCAUUUCGAAACAUGAGCAUUUACAACGGCGCCAUCGCCCUGGUUGCGUUCUCUCCAGUCAAUCGCUUCGGACGUCAAAAACUACAUUUACCUAUUUCGGGCUUCGACACUGGCUUGCCCGAAGUUUGUCUACAUCACUGAAACGAGAUUAUCCUGCCGGGGCAUAUAGCCUUUCCUUUGGAAUACAGUCUUGUAAUGUUGUGAAAUCAAGCCCGGUUUUUCAAGUCUUUCGUAACCUUGCAGGAAAUCGUCUUCCCUCACCCCUGUUCAAUGAGCAUAUUGAUAUACGGGAACAGAUAUCUUUUGUGAUCCAGAAGCUAAGAACCAUUUACAGCUCAGGUGCUGCGUCGCCGUUUGACGUAGAUGUAUAUGGAAAUAGCAUCGCCCAUUGGUCCUUGUAUUUCUAUCUUAACCACUUAUCAGACUGGAAGGUAGAAGAGGGAACAAGUUUCAAGAUCAACUUUGAAGCAAUUUGCUCUCUUUUGUUUUACCUGUUUGACAUUGGGGUCUCCAUCUCUGCCCCCAACUUUUAUCAGCACACAAUCUUACAUUAUCUUUAUGAACCGCGUUAUAUCAGAGCUCUUCCUUAUUUCUAUAACUUCAUUGAAAAACUCGAUAAGUCCUUUUGUAGCGAAGGCUUUACCAACAAGGAAACAAAGUACCUUAUGUGUAAGGCGGAACAUGAGUUUGAGUACUUGCAAGCCUGGGAGGACUACCCCGAUAUCGCAGAAGCCUUUGGAUUUAACGACGUCUUCGUGACAGUUUUGCAGCGGGACCGGCAAAAGCUCGCAGCUAUUACAAUGGACGACCAACUCCCUCCUGGCAUCUUUGAGACAGAUAUUUACGGACGAAACAUAUUGCAUGUGAGCAUCACCUGGCCGGAGGGGCUUGCUUUGCUUCUGCAUCAUCAAGCUGUGUCUCGAUUGUGCGACGAUGCAUCAACAACUAUCAGCCCCCUACAAGUUGCUAUGAGGCUAAGCGGGCGCAAUUGUACCGAGAAAUACCGGUGGGAGAUGUGCCAUAACUGCCAUUGCUCUGAUUCAGUUCAACUGAUGGUAGAGGCCGACUGCUGCAUACCAGUCCAUUUGCUGGCAGUAGAAUAUUUGUCAUUAUGUUCAUACAAAUGCCGAAGGCUAUUAUUCCAACAUUCUCAGAACCGGCGGCAGCGGCUACGAGAUCUUUCUCUCGCCAUCCUCCCUUCUCAAGUCAUAGAUAGGUAUGGAAUCACGGUUGAAUGCGUCCCUGACGCUACUGCAACCUACCUGUGGGGGGAACUACAGUCAAACUAUGAUGAAGUGAGAAUGCGAAGGAUUGAAGUUAGCUGGGCCCUCAAACCCUUCUAUCUGAACCACUACUCUGGGGGUCUGUUCGAAAACUCACUAUGUCCAGAACUCUGUUCACUGGCCGUUGAGUUCGGCAUGAGGCCUUCAGAUGAGAGUGGUAUCGGACCUCUCCUUGCACGCAUUAGAGUUCUUGCAUAUAAUGACUGGAGAACUAGAUUCGAUUAUUAUGACGUUACUUAUCUGAGUUGGCUGAUGAAGCACGAUCUCAAGCUGGAAUACAUCAUUGACGGUUUCCAGACAUCGGCAUUACAUGAUAUCGGAGCAAGAAUUGGUGGAUUUCUACUUCCUUCCCCACUCGGUUACUUCUAUGAGGACCUCAGCCCGGAUUACCUUUGGCAGGGGGAAGGAAUCAUGCUGAUAACCAAAAUAUGCAACAGUAAGAUCGAGUCCAACUUACCAUGUCCCUGCGGAUCAAGUGGCUUCAACCGACCGUUGGGGUCUUUGUUGUCUGGAUUUGUGGCUAAUGAGCAUUGGGAUGGUCCUUGGGAGGUCGACAUAACUAGAAAGGUUUUCCUUCUUGUCGCUCUGAUAGAAGACAAAAUAGCCAGCAUUGACACAUCCCAUCUAGCCAAGUGUGCUACUCACGCAAUUACAAUGGAACUCCUAGGAAUCAGGCAUGUUGGGCCUUGUGCAAGGAAUAGGGAGAAUCAGGAAAUGGGAGAAUCAGACGUCAGUGACUGGGCAGAAGUAUUGGACGAGGACAGGCUCUUACUCCAAAGACUCCAUGAUCUCGACGAAGAAUUUGAAAGAGAGUUUGAAAGUCGAAAUGAGUCUGUGGUAGACUUUAUAGCAGGAUAUUAUUAUCAGAGGAUGCUGGAAGUGGAUGAAGAACUGGAUGCGUCUCUCGCGGAUGAUCAUAGGCAAGGACUACUUGCUGCUGGGGUGGUAUUGUCAGAAUGA